This is a messenger RNA of Paramacrobiotus metropolitanus, 2967 nucleotides long. Its product is annotated as dual specificity testis-specific protein kinase 2-like. Gene Ontology annotation, biological process: protein phosphorylation; actin cytoskeleton organization. Gene Ontology annotation, molecular function: protein serine/threonine kinase activity; ATP binding. Lineage: Eukaryota; Metazoa; Tardigrada; Eutardigrada; Parachela; Macrobiotidae. The record is from RefSeq and is a predicted model, not a curated record. Gene Ontology annotation, cellular component: nucleus; cytoplasm.
UCGCCUUCACUGCAUCUUUUCGCAGUGCGAUUGCGAUGCUGCAAUCGCUUCUCUUUGACGCUCAGGCCGAAUUUUCCUCCCCAUCGGUUCUCCAUCAAAUCCGCGCAUUCUCGAACGGCGGUGGAAGAACAAACUGGAAGUUUAUUAUUGGGAUAUUUUCAUCUUAUCCAAUUGCAGUCCCGAUAAAGUCGCGCCGUUAUCUUUUCUUCACAUGAGCCAUUACUCAUAAAUUAUUACAGAAUCUGCGGCUGCGAAGGAGAUACGGCAAUUUCACUUUUUCACCAUCACUUCCGAGAUAAGCCGUCCUUCCGCUGGUGCCGCCAAGUGUUUCGAAAGUGGUACAGCGCGUCAGCAGUUUGAUAACAUUCUCCCAACGUGAUUGUGUCUGGGAUUUUUUUCAUAAUUUCCCCAGUUUUUGUAUAGUGGAUUUUUGUUGCUGGGGAUCCAGUGGUAUUUUCGCGGGGGGAGAUGUUAUAUAGCGGAUCUGUUUGCGGUGGUAUUGUGCGCGUGGAAUUUGCUUUGCAUUCAAAGGGACUAUUUUGACAAGCCGGGCACACACGCAUACGAACAUUGUGGCGUAUUGAGAUUUCUCUCCCAUCCCGAUUCGAGCCAGUGAAUGAAUACAAGAGGCCCGAUUCAUCACCGCAUCACUGCCGAUCCAUAGACGCAUAGAGCCCCGCUUUCGGACUUUAAAAACUCAGACCAGCAUCGUAUUCGGGCGGCCCCAAUGUUGGCCUUGUCAGUUCACGCUGAAAGACGCGCCAUUCUUUGACGGCGAAGCGAAAGUUCCCAUCUUGGCCAGAACAAUGAUGAUGCUGUGUGAGACGGCCAAUUUGCCGCCGCCGCCCCCUCUACCACCUCCGCCGGCCCGUGAUGAUGCCGAGGAUGCCGAUGUGCAGCUGGUGAGGGAUACGUGCCGGAUUCCCGGACCGUCCUGUCAGGCGUUGAGGAGUGCCUUGGCCGCGCUGUACAGACUGGAUGAUUUCUUCCUGGAGCGGCUUGGAAGUGGAUUUUUCUCCGAUGUUUAUAAAGUCCGCCACAAAACCACCGGUCAAGUGAUGGUUUUGAAAAUGAACGUCAACUUGAGUAAUCGACCCAAUGUUCUCCGUGAAGUUCAGCUGAUGAAUCAAUUGAAGCAUCCGAAUAUUCUCAGGUUUCGCGGUGUCUGCGUCCAUGCUGGAUGUCUUCAUGCGUUAACCGAAUUCAUCAACGGCGGCAGCCUGGAGGAAUGGAUACAAGACUGCAAGAAGCUGAUGCCGUGGGAACUGCGCAUCAAGCUGGCCCAUGACAUGUCCAAGGGACUUUUGUAUCUGCACUCGAAACGCGUCUUUCAUCGGGACCUCACGUCCAAGAAUAUCCUCAUCAACGUCGUUAACCAGGACCCCACCGCCAUUGUCGGCGAUUUCGGACUGGCCGAUAAAAUCCCCGAUCCAAUGAAACGUGAUAUGGUACGCCUGCCAACGGUCGGCUCCCCCUGGUACAUGGCACCGGAAACUCUCACCGGGAAAUGGUAUGAUGAGCGUGCCGAUGUGUUCUCCUUUGGGAUUGUCCUCUGCGAGAUGAUCGCCCGUAUCGCCUCCGAUCCGGAUGUGUUGCCGCGCACACAGAAUUUUGGCGUGGACUAUGUGGCCUUCAGCGAGAUGUCGCACGACUGUCCGCCUGAUUUCCUACAAAUCACCUUCAAGUGCUGCCUGGUGGAGCCCAAAUCCCGGCCGACCUUUGUGGAGUUGUGUAAGAUUCUGGAAGAGCUCUCGAGGAAGUUGCGGCAAGCCGAUAGCGAGGCCAUGGAAAGGAAGACGCCGAGGUUUCUGGAUGAUGAGCGCCUGAAUCAAGGCUUAGGUAAAGCAUCGCGGAAAACCUCGACCGUCUCCUCUCGUCCGCGCCACUGUCGGCGCUCCACCUCCCUGGCCUACGUGGACCGCGUGGAUCUGACCGCCGCACAGAACCGUUGUCUGGGCGAGCACAUGUCGCGGGCCGACCCGCACUACACCCCCCGCGUCAAUCCCUUUGCUCAAUCGGAAGCCUACCGUGACGGAAACAAGAAGAUCGUCGGCUACAGCAGCUCCCUAUCCCCCACCGUCUUCGACGUGCCGCUGAUGGUGCGCGGCGCCCAUGACAACCUCAGCGUGCCCAUUCCCCCCUUCAAAAACUCCCACUCCUGUCCGACCUCACCGCGGGCUCUCCGUCGCAGCGUCCCGGUGGAGGGUCCCACCACCACCAGCUACGAGUCCAGCAGUUGGCACUGCUACGCCACCAGCAGCGCCGUGGACUCCGAGGAGAGUUCGGACGAGGAGAAUGUGCCCGUGCGAAAGAUCGGGUCGGAUUCGCGGUUCGAUCGGCGCCUCCUGAACGAGACGCCCCCGCGGAAACCCUUAGAAGCGCCCAACGUGGUGCUCAGUCCGCCGCCGCGGAAGGCCAAGAAACGGCCGGUCUUAAAGCAGGCCAUCCAGGUGUUGAUUUGUGAUGAUGAGAAGUCGUUUGGGAUCGUCACCAACCGCCCGGUGAGUCCGGACGCCGAGUUGGCCUACUAUUCGCUGUCGGAUCAGAGUUCCUGCGGGUCGUGCACGCCCAAGAGUUCGUCGCGGUGCUCCAAUGAGAGUGAUGGGCCGGAUCUGUCGCCGGAGGGCUUGAUGGGGCCGCCGGUCAUCAAGGUCAUGGGGGUCAUGGGCGAUAUUAGUGUUCCUGUGUUGAAAUGAGCUAAUCCGCACCAUGAGGUGUGCUGGCAGCUGUGUUUUUUCUGCAUUCGCCAGGCUGCUGUUGUGUAGAGAGAGAUGUUGUUUGCGGUUUUCUUUUCUAUACUAAUGGCAUUUAGUCUAAAUUAUUUUGCUAGCAAUACGGUUGCAUUUUGUGGCGAGGGUUCGGGUGUGCGAUGUGGUAUGUGACGCGUUUUUUGUCAUUGUGGUGUGGUUUUUUUAAUCUAAGCAGAUCUGUUGUAGAGCGAUAAUACUUUAUUAAAAACUAAUAUGA